This is a messenger RNA of Maniola jurtina (meadow brown), 1413 nucleotides long. Its product is annotated as autophagy-related protein 13 homolog. The record is from RefSeq and is a predicted model, not a curated record. Gene Ontology annotation, biological process: piecemeal microautophagy of the nucleus; mitophagy; autophagosome assembly. NCBI's taxonomy places the organism in Eukaryota, Metazoa, Arthropoda, Insecta, Lepidoptera, Nymphalidae. Gene Ontology annotation, cellular component: phagophore assembly site; extrinsic component of membrane; cytosol. The transcript has a single exon. The coding region runs from base 1 to 1242 and encodes 413 amino acids.
AUGGCGCCGGACGCAGCAUUUUCAAAUAUAAAUGACAAGAACGAAUUUACAAAGUUUGCUAAAUUCCUCGCCUAUAAAGGAGUUCAAGUUAUUGUAGAAUCGAGAAAGGGAGUUAAAAUAGAGCCUAACAGCAAACCACUUUCUUCAGAUUCAGAUUGGUUUAACCUUCAAAUACCAGAUUCUCCAGAAGUCAACCAGGCCACCAAAAAUGCAUUGCCAUCAGACAGAAUUCUGGAAACUAUCAGGUCUCAACUUCACGUAGAAAUUUCCGUGCAGACAGACGAUGGUGAUGAAAUGGUCCUCGAGUUAUGGACUUUAGAACUUGAUGAUUCCCAAUUUGAUACAUCAUUAAAGGCUAUGAACACUGUGUACUUUAGAAUGGGUAUACUGCUAAAAUCGCUGAUAACAAUUACAAGAAUAACACCAGCAUAUCAUUUGUCUAGAAAACAGCGUACGGAAUCGUUUACCAUAUUUUACCGUGUGUAUAACGGAGAGCCAAAAUUGAAGGCGUUGGGAGAUUCUGUUAAAAAAAUCCAGGCUGGAAUAUUGAAAACCCCAUUGGGCGGACUCUGUUUCACAGUUUCUUACAGAACCAAUUUCUCUAUAUCGCCAAAUCGUUCUCAAACAGAUAAAACUUUACUGCUCAAAAGCGAUCAUUUUGAACUGAGUCCUAAACACGUUAUUUUCGAAUCCAAAAAGAAAAAGGAAAGAGAUCCUCGACCUGCUUCUCCAGUCGAUUUGAAUAAGCCACUUCGACUCGCGGCAUUCGUGGAUGAAAUUGUAAUUCAGAAGGUCAUCAAAGAGUUUCUAGAAAAGAUGCCCAUACCCAUUUGUAGAGUACCCCCAAGGCCAAAAACGCCCGAAGGAAAAGUCGCCGACUGUAAAAGUACUCAAGAUCUGGAUAUGAAUGUCAUAUCAAAGAGUCCGACAUCUCUGGAGAUGCCACCCAAAAAGUUUCCUGGUUUUCGCAGCGAAAAUGAACCACCUUUAAAACUGUUACAUUUUCCGUUUGCGGAUACUCAUCCGAUUCGUGAAUUAGCUGAGUUUUAUAAGGAUUUCUUUAAUGCUCCACAUCUGAAGUUGGCAGACGAUCCAUUCGAGACUAAAAGCUCUGAAAGCCAGAAUGUUGAUAUGACUAAUGAGGAUCUAUCCAAAGAUCUUGCUAUACACGAAAGCUCACUUGUAGAAUUUGAAGAACUGCUUGCUGAAAUGUGUCGUUCGGCUGAAUGGAGUGGAAACUAAACUGAUCAAGGGAUUGGUGUGGUGUUGGAAGACUGAAAUGUUAUUGGUUUUAAUAAAUGUUUAUUGAUUUAGUACUAGUAUUAAAUUGGCUAAUCACUUUUUUUUGUAAGUAUAGUAAAUUCCACUAUGACCUAUGAUGAUGUACCUGACUAUUAAAUCAUUAAACUGUUC